This is a messenger RNA of Branchiostoma belcheri (Belcher's lancelet), 2535 nucleotides long. RefSeq lists its product as uncharacterized. The transcript has 17 exons. The record is from RefSeq and is a predicted model, not a curated record. NCBI's taxonomy places the organism in Eukaryota, Metazoa, Chordata, Leptocardii, Amphioxiformes, Branchiostomatidae. Bases 338 to 1615 code for a protein of 425 amino acids.
UGCAGGUGUCUUCAAGUCAGUGGACUGUCACACCUUGUUUCUCCCUGCAACCAGGAGGGAACUGCUGCAGGACUUGUCUCAGGCACGAGAAGAAGACCUAACAGAGGAGUACAGAGAGGAGAGAGACAGUCUCAUCAGCAAACUCAGGAAAGGACUUGUCCCUAAGGAGAAAAAUGAUCAACCCAUCACUGGAGCAGAGCUGGCUUCUCUCUUAGACAUUCUGGUCAACGCUGCUAAUGAAGGAUCACUAGCUCAGAUCCCCAGCCGUUGGAAUGUGUUUAUCGACAAGUUGGAGAGAACAGCAAAGGAAGACUGUCUGCUGUUCUACGAGGGAGAGAUGGCUGUCCUGUACAAGGGGAGGGACAAUGGACCAAUCAUACCGCAGGAACUGGAGGACUGGCACAACCAGAUGUACAACAAGUCCCUGGAUCUGCUGCAGCAUCUGCUGUUUGGCCUGGGAGACUCUGUAGAGGAGUCUUCCCUUGACCUUGGUCGUGAGAUCAGGAACAAGUUCGACAAGACACUGGAGAUCAACGACAAGAAAAUCAAACUGAGAUGUACAGAGUGGCAGAGGAGACUGGAGCUGGAGGCGGAGGAGAAACUGGAGAGUGUCCAGCUGCCGACCCGGUCCAGCGUCCUGGAGGAGGAGUUUGUUGCCGUGGAGACCAGCUGUAUCAGCAGCUUCCAGCAGGCUGUGGGGAGACUGUUGGGCAAGAAGGCUUACAGCAAAUACAUGGAACAGCUCAAGAGCUCACUACAGAACGUCCAUGACAAGUAUGCUCUGAGGAACACCAGGCUGCUGGAAGACUUGUUGGACCAAGCUGUACAAAAUGCCAUAGAUGGUUUCCGUGAGAAGGCAGUGAUACCAGACAAGACACCGCUGUCCCCUGGUGCUGUGGUCAGGCAGGUUGCAGAGGCAACAGUCACAGCCACUAAGAUAUUUUCAGCAGAAGCCAAGGCUGCAGAGGGCGAGAAAAUGUAUGAACCGUACCAGGCUGUACUCCAGACUCGUAUAUCAGAGGAACAGGAAAGGUUUGAGGAAGCCAACAGUGAGCUGGUCAGGCUCUUCUGUCUAUCUAAGGUGCGUGAGCUUGUAGAUGAGUUCAGGACCAGUACUGGUAGUACUGAGAUUAUCUUACCCAUCAACAACACAGAACUGGAAAUGAGGCUAAAACAGAGUUGGCUGAGAGUAGAGGCCCUGUACAAGGAAGCUGAGGAUGACUACUCACUAUUUACAGCUUACAAUGAAGGUCUGAAGACUUUGCAGGAGAGAGUAGAAGAUGUUUGCAAACAGAGGAAGCAGGAAAAUGUGCAGGCGUUUGCAAGAGAGGUAGACGCUCCUCUGAAAACAGCUCGUGACAUUAUCAAGCUGUCUGCAGACAAGUACGACACAGUCUUCAGCGUCACACAGUAUAUCCGACAGGUUUGCUUGCUGCAGUUAAACCAGGGCCAGCCAAAAUACUGGCACCCAGAACUGAAGGCCAGCAUCAUCGAUCACUUCAUCCAAUCAGAGAAGGAUAUACAGAAAAUCAUCCAAUCACGGCAGGGCUGGUGGUCAGCUGUUGUUGGGUUCUUCCAGUGGUUGCUAUGGAUAUUUAGAAUAGAUGUUCUGUAGCUUUACUGUCAACCAAUCAGAGGGGAGCUGUCUUUGAUUAGCCAAUCACAAAGGGGCAGGUGGGCAGUCAUUAUGUGUCUCUUCCACUGGUUGCUAUGGGUAUUUAGAAUACAUAUUAUGUAGCUUUACUGUCAACCAAUCAGAAGAGAGUUACUUUAGGUUAGCCAAUCAGAGAAGGGUUUAUUGUCAGCCAUUCUUAUUCUGUUGCUGGACUGUAAACCAAUCAGAGAAGUUGUUGCAUGUUUUGUUACUAAAAUGUACAUAAGUGGGCACUUUGGUUGUACAUGUACUUUAUUUGUUGCUUUACAAGUUGCAUCUAUAUAAAUCAUUGAAAACAUCUAAAAGCUGUGCAAUCACGGUCUACUUGGUAAAUGUAGUUAUUCUUACUUAUAUACUGACACUGUCUGGCAGCUAUAGAAGAAAGCCUCAGAAGAAUAACAUGUACCAAGGAGGUUAAAAUCAGAUGUAGUUGAGUUUAACCUCCUUGCAUGUAUACCUGCACACAUUUAGAGGCUGAAGUAUGGGACAUUUGCAGGCCAAAAUCGUUCCAGGUUAAAGUGAAGUGAUGCCAUGGGGUAAAUGUUGAAUAACAAAAAUCAUGUCCAAGUUGCACAAACAAGAUUACCUGACUGUUCCUUUAGUUAGUUUAUAAACUUUUCAAGAAACUGUACAUUUGUGCACUUUGUUUUGUUAUAUUACUAGCUAAGCUACAUCCAUUUCAAGUUAUUUUAUAUGACAUACAUAUCUAUGCAUGUGCAUGUACAGAUAAUGUUGCAAAUAGUUAUAUUGUUGCAAGAAUGUAUAUUAGUUAAUAUUCUAAAAUAGAGCUUUGUAAGGGAAACUUUAAUUUUGUUGCAGAUUGCUUGUGCCAUAAAUAUUUUUUCCUGUUGUGCAAUUUAAGAUAAUAAAGACAUUGAUGA